AUGGAUGGUAUGCACUGUGCCAUGGGUGGGGGCCUCUGGCAAUAUGGAAUGCGGCAUGGUCAGCAUGUGGGUGUGGAUGGUCAGAGUGGCUUGGGAGGCCAUGGCUGUAAGAUGACAGUGGUCGGUUGUGGUUGCAGCAGCAAAACUGAUCGGGUGGGUGCUGAUGCUGCUGGUGCUGCUGCUGCUGCUGCUGCUGCUGGUGGUGGUGCUGGUGCUGCUGCUGGUGAUGAUGCUGGUUUUGCUGCUGAUGCCGAUACUGAUACUGAUGCAGAUGGCGCUGCUGCUUUAUAUUUGCAUCAUCACUCUCAUGCUCCAUCCCAUGCUCACUCCCAUGCCUGUGCGCAUGCCCAUGCGCAUGCGCCUGCACCUGCCACUGCCAGUGCUCUUGCUCACACCACGCCUGGUCCAAUCCAGCACAGUCAUCACAGCGGCAGCAAGAACCACCCUCUCUCCCUCCCUUUUCUCUCUCCUCAUCCUCCGCAUCCUCCCCUCCCUUCCCUCCCUUCGCUCCCUUAA
Messenger RNA from Closterium sp. Yama58-4, 516 nucleotides. The record is from the annotation of a GenBank genome assembly. Lineage: Eukaryota; Viridiplantae; Streptophyta; Zygnematophyceae; Desmidiales; Closteriaceae.